This is a messenger RNA of Camelus dromedarius (Arabian camel), 4014 nucleotides long. RefSeq names its product kinesin family member 18B (gene KIF18B). Gene Ontology annotation, molecular function: microtubule motor activity; ATP binding; microtubule binding. The record is from RefSeq and is a predicted model, not a curated record. Lineage: Eukaryota; Metazoa; Chordata; Mammalia; Artiodactyla; Camelidae. Gene Ontology annotation, biological process: microtubule-based movement. The coding region runs from base 140 to 2659 and encodes 839 amino acids. The transcript is spliced from 16 exons.
CACGCGGCGCGGGCCGGAGGUUGGCGCGGGUGGAGUGCGUGUGCGGGGCGCUCUCCGGUGGUGUGGGUUUCCGGUCUGCUGAGGCGGGACCCGGCAGGGAGCGGCGACCAGCGGCGGGGAACCGACAAAGGGUAUUGCCAUGGUCAUGGCGGUGGAGGACAGCAUGGUGCAGGUCGUGGUGCGGGUACGGCCCCCCACCCCGCGGGAGUUGGAGAGUCAGCGGCGGCCUGUGGUUCAGGUGGUGGAUGAGCGGGUGCUAGUGUUUGACCCUGAGGAGCCCGAUGGGGGCAUCCUUGGCCUGAAAUGGGGUGGCACCCAUGAUGGCCCCAAGAAGAAGGGUAAAGACUUGACGUUUGUCUUUGACCGGGUCUUUGGUGAGGCGGCCACCCAACAGGACGUGUUCCAGCACACCACCCACGGCAUCCUGGACAGCUUCCUCCAAGGCUACAACUGCUCAGUGUUUGCCUAUGGGGCCACUGGGGCCGGGAAGACACACACCAUGCUGGGAAGAGAGGGGGACCCCGGCAUCAUGUAUCUGACCACCAUGGAACUAUACAGAAGGCUCGAGGCCCGUCAGGAGGAGAAGAGAUUCGAGGUGCUCAUCAGUUACCAGGAGGUGUAUAAUGAGCAGAUCCAUGACCUCCUGGAGCCCAAGGGGCCCCUUGCCAUCCGUGAGGACCCUGAUAAGGGGGUGGUGGUGCAAGGACUUUCCUUCCACCAGCCGACCUCAGCUGAGCAGCUGCUGGGGAUGCUGACCAGGGGAAACCGGAACCGCACACAGCACCCCACUGACGCCAACGCCACUUCCUCCCGCUCCCAUGCCAUCUUCCAGAUCUUCGUAAAGCAGCAGGACCGGGUUCCAGGCCUGACCCAGGCCCUUCAGGUGGCCAAGAUGAGCCUGAUUGACCUAGCUGGCUCGGAGCGGGCGUCCAGCACCCAUGCCAAGGGGGAGCGGCUGCGGGAGGGAGCCAACAUCAACCGCUCGCUGCUGGCCCUCAUCAACGUCCUCAAUGCCCUGGCCGACGCAAAGGGCCGCAAGUCUCACGUGCCCUACCGGGACAGCAAGCUGACCCGCCUACUCAAGGACUCCAUCGGGGGCAACUGCCGCACAGUGAUGAUCGCUGCCAUCAGCCCCUCUAGCCUGGUCUACGAGGACACUUACAACACCCUGAAGUAUGCUGACCGGGCCAAGGAAAUCAAACUCUCGCUGAAGAGCAACGUGAUCAGCCUGGACUGUCACAUCAGCCAGUACGCCACCAUAUGCCAGCAGCUCCAGGCUGAGGUGGCCACCCUGAGGGAGAAACUCCGAGUAUAUGAGGCAAGAGCCCAGGUCCCACAGCAGGACCUCCCACAGUCCCCCAAAUCCAGCCCUGCACAUCAGCUCCUUCCCAGCUGCCCCUCACCAUCCUGCCUUCCCAGCCAGCCCUGCACCCCAGAGCUCCGCCCAGGGUCAGUGGUCCUUCAAGAGGAAAGCCUGGGGACAGAGGCCCAAGUGGAGAAGGUCGUGGAAAGGAACUCUUCAGACAGGGAGCAGCCCCUAGAGGACAAGGAUGAAGGCCCAGCUGCGGAGGUUCCAACCCAAGUGCUGGAGCAGAACCUCAGACAGCCAUCACCAGGGUCCCGUGACCCAACCCUGCAGCCCAAGCCAGUUGUCGACCACCUCUUACCACAGAACCUGGGCAGGGACUGUUCUAAGCAGUUGGCCCUCAGGGUGCUGUGCCUGGCCCAGCGCCAGUAUUCCCUACUCCAAGCAGCCAACCUCCUGACCCCUGACAUGAUCACAGAGUUUGAGACCCUGCAGCAGCUGGUGCAAGAGGAAAACACUGAGCCUGGAGGAGAGGCCUCGAGGGAGCCUGGCCCGGCCAGAGGGCCACCUCUGGCUCAGGAGCUGUGUUCAGAGUCAAAGCCUCUAGGAUACUCUGGCCCCGUGACACGGACCAUGGCGAGACAAAUGAGUGGCCUCAUACAUGCUCUGGGGGUCCUGCCUGGGCCUGACCAUACCCCAGCCCAGGCAUCCCGGCGACCCGCAGAGAAGAAGAGGGGGAGACAGAGCCCCUCGGAGCCAGACAGCUCCCCAGCCCCGAAGCCUGGGACCAAGCGCCAGCGCCAGUCUUUCCUGCCCUUCCUGAGAAGGGGGUCCCUGCCUGAGGCUCAGCCUUCGUUCGGGCCCACCACUCCCCCAGGAGGAAGGGCCUCCUCGUCCAGCCAUUCCACUCACUGCUGCCCAACCACAGUCAUCAAAAGCCGGGUACCCCUGGGCCCUUCUGCUCUGCAGAACUGCUCCACUCCUCUGGCCCUGCCCACGCGGGACCUCAAUGCCACCUUUGAUCUCUCCGAGGAGCCCCCCUCAAAGCUGGGUUUCCACGAAUGCGUCAGCUGGGACAGUGUUCCCCAGGUGCUGAGCAGGUGGGACCAGCCCGUCAUCCCCAGUGGACCCAUGCCUCUGUUCACAAUGAAGGGCCCCAAGCCAGCAUCCUCCUUCCCUGGGACCUCAGCCCGCAAGAAGAAGCGUGUUGUCAGUUCCUCAGUCUCCCGGUCACUGGGAGUCACCCGGGGCCGCAGCCGCAUCGCCCGCCUCCCCAGCAGCACCUUGAAGAGGCCAGCUGGGCCCCUGGCAAUCCCAGAGCUCCCCUCCAGUCCCCACUGCCCUGGAAACUAGAGGAGCCAGAGGAACUGAUGGGAGUCGGGGGAGUACUGUCAGCUGGGAGUUGCUCCACCAAGGUCCCUGAAGCCACCUGCACCAGGAGCCCUGACCCACCUUCCUCAACUCGGAGCAGCUAAUGCCAACACCCUCUUCCUUUAUUAACACUCUUUCCCCUGCCGCUCAUUCUGCUACUUACCCUCUUUAUCAAUCUCUUGUUACACUCAGCUUCUUAGCCUGUAUAUAUUCAUUUGUGUGUUAGUGUGUUGCUAUUUUAAAAGGGGCUGCCAUCCUUCCUCUCUAGUUUAUUACCCUCUCUGUGCAGGAAGGUGGCUUUGGGGGGCCUUUAUUCCCCAUCCCCAUCUAACACAGGGCUCUGUGCAGUGAUGGCCACUUUUCAGUAGAGGUGGGAUGAGCAUGGGAUGGGGGUGUGGGGGAGUCCCAGCUUGGCUCUUCCUAGUUUGAGAGAGAGCGAGAGAGAGAUGGAGGGAGAGAGGAAGAGAGAGAGACAGGCAUCUUCAGCCCCAUCCCCCCAGCCUGGAGCAAGAGCCCCAGCCCCAUGCCACAGUCCCGGUGAUGAUGCAGAUGGUGGUGCUUUGAUUUCCACGUGAAGAUAAGCUUAUUGUUUUUACCCUUUUGUAAACAGGAUACACACUCAGUGUAAAAAGACAUGUAAAGAAGAAAGGGAAAUUCAGCCUUAAUGCUGGUGGUCCUAGACAUAAGAAGUGUUAAUACUUGGGUUUAUAUCCUCUGAUCCUUUAUUUCUGCAUAUAUACAUUUAUAUAUAUAUAUAUACACAUACACACACGUGUAGAUAUAGAUAUAUUUUUUUAUUAUAAUGAUUAAUAAACCAUCUCCAUCCUUGGUGUGUGCCUCUCUCUGUACACUUUGGUAGGAUAGCAACACCUUCCCACUCUUCAAGACCUCAACUUCUGGGUUUAAAAAACAUUCCCCUCUGCCUGCUCCUGAAGCCUUAGGUUUGGGCCUAGGGAUGCCCCAUACUCCGCAGCCCCAUCCUCAGCUGAGGGCCUCUGCUCCUUAGUGGGUAAAGAAGCUAUCACACCCAGAGGCCUGUUCCAUCCUCCUACAGCCUGGGCGUGGGUUGCUGGAGUCCUGCCAUCAGGGAAAGAGCCAUAGUGGUCCCCAGGCUCCAAGCUAAGCCCCAACUUGCUUGAACCCAUUGCAGUCUUCCUCCCACCAGCUUCCGACUCUCCUCUCCCCACCCCCGUUCGUGGCUUUCCUCUCCUGUCACUUGGAUUGUGACAAUUCAACCCAAGUUUACCUCUGUCUCCCCAGGAAGAUGUGGCUGGCUGCAUGAAUGAAUAGCGUAAACAAAAUUACAGGAGUCUGUGUUUAACUUGCUUCUGAAAACA